AUGCCCCAUAUCGGUGACCCCACGUCCAUCAGGCCAUCCAUCGCUGACGAUGGCCCAGCUCCAUUUAUCACCAAGUUCACCAACUGCCGCAUACCAAAGGGCAAAGAACUUGUCGAGCAGGACCUGUGGAUCGACUCCACGUCCGGAAAGAUCCUCAAGGACCAGGAAGCCUUCUAUGAGUUGAAGCUGUCGCCCGACCAGGUCAUUGACCUAGGUGGCCGCAUCCUUGCGCCAGGCCUGAUUGAAAGCCAGCUCAACGGUGCUUAUGGAUUUGAUUUCUCUGUUCCACAGAGCUCUCGCGCUGAAUAUGAGGAGGGUUUGAGGGCGGCGACUAGAGCUUUGGCCCGUACCGGUGUCACGUCGUACCUGCCCACGCUCGUCAGCUCGCUUCCGGAGGUUUACCGCAAGGUCCUCCCGUCUCUAGGGCCAUCUGGAGCUAGCAGACGUGCAGAAGAUGGCGCCGAGUCGCUAGGUGCACAUGUUGAGGGUCCGUUCAUGACUCCGGGCCGACAUGGUUGCCACAAGGAGGGAAUUCUGCAGGCUUCAACAAGGGGAAUUAUCGAUGUGAUCGAAUGUUAUGGCGAAGAGAACAUUCCCGAGACGGAGACAUCGAUCGGCCAUGCCGUUGCUCCCAGUCCGAUCAAGAUGAUCACAGCUGCUCCCGAGGUCGCCAAGAUGACGUCCAACAUCCGUGAGAUCGUCUCUCGCGGGAUCAUCUAUUCAAUCGGACAUUCGGAUGCCACAUAUGAGCAGGCUCUUGCGGCGAUCAAAGAGGGAGCGACUACCGUCACCCAUAUGUUCAACGCGAUGAGGCCCUUCUACCACCGCGAUCCUGGCAUCUUUGGUCUGUUGGGUCAGAGCGAGUAUCGUCGUCCAUACUAUGGGAUUAUCGCGGACGGUAUUCACCUGCAUCCCACAACGAUCAAGAUCGCUUGGAACGCGCAUCCUGACGGUCUGAUCCUUGUCACAGACGCCAUGAAACUCUGCGGCCUCCCGGACGGAGUCUAUGAGUGGACGAAUGGCGAGCGCAUCGUCAAGAAUGGUGCCCGCCUUACUCUAGAAGGCAGCGACAAGAUUGCCGGUAGCUCUGCUACCCUGAUCGAGUGUGUGAACAACUUCCGUCGCUGGGCUGGAGCGACGACUGCGGAGGCAAUCAAUGCCGUUACUGCGACGCCCGCACGCAUGCUGGGCCUCGAAGGUAUCAAGGGCUCUCUAGAGAGCGGAGCAGAUGCGGAUCUAGUUGUUCUGAGCGAUACAACGGAUCCGUUCAGCGGACCAACGUUGACAGUCGACCAGGUCUGGAAAUUCGGCUCCAAGAUAUAUGAUGCCGGCAAACAGUGA
This is a messenger RNA of Paecilomyces variotii, 1341 nucleotides long. Its product is annotated as N-acetyl-glucosamine-6-phosphate deacetylase. Bases 1 to 1341 code for a protein of 446 amino acids. Gene Ontology annotation, biological process: N-acetylglucosamine catabolic process. The transcript is spliced from 2 exons. Gene Ontology annotation, molecular function: N-acetylglucosamine-6-phosphate deacetylase activity. Lineage: Eukaryota; Fungi; Ascomycota; Eurotiomycetes; Eurotiales; Thermoascaceae. The record is from RefSeq and is a predicted model, not a curated record.